Sapajus apella (tufted capuchin) is the source of this 2324-nucleotide messenger RNA. RefSeq names its product pyridoxal phosphate binding protein (gene PLPBP). The transcript is spliced from 8 exons. Gene Ontology annotation, cellular component: intracellular anatomical structure. The coding region runs from base 701 to 1528 and encodes 275 amino acids. The record is from RefSeq and is a predicted model, not a curated record. NCBI's taxonomy places the organism in Eukaryota, Metazoa, Chordata, Mammalia, Primates, Cebidae. Gene Ontology annotation, molecular function: pyridoxal phosphate binding.
UUUUUCUAUUGAUUGCAUGUUGAAAUCUUACUUUGGAUAUAUUGGGUUAAAUAAAGUUUAUCAUUAAAAUGUUUAAACUUAUGUGCCUAUAAGAAACUUCCAAAAUUACACAGGUGGUUGCGCUAUAUUUCUCUUGGACAGCACUGGUCUGGAGGACGACAAAAAUCAAGAUACGUUUGAAUCACGCCAUGUCUUUAGGGAAAAGAAGAGUUUCCUUUCCUAUUGCUUACGGGCUCCUCGCAAGAAUCAUCUGAAAGAGAAAAGCCCUGGCUCCCGCCCCAGUCACUUCUAAUCCUGGUUCCCCGCGCCAAGAAAGCCAGGAACGGGCAAGCCUGGCAAGGCAUUGAAAGGGAACGGGACCCCCCGAGUACAGGAUGCGUUUUUGCCCCACAAAAGUCCCUUGAGGGUGGGGGACCGCAGCUGCUGAGGCUCAGGAAAGAGGGGAGCACACGGGAUGAGGCCCUCAGAGUCAGGCACGCAGGACCUCGACCCCAGGCUCCUCAUUUCCAGGUUCGCGAGUGACCUCCCCAAGAUGGCCGUCGCCGGGGGGGCGGUUCUCCGCGCUACACGGGUGUUGAUUGGGUGAGACGACUCGAUAGUGAGCAAUGAUUGGUUCACAAGGAGCGAGCUGGGCGGAACCGGAAGAUGGUCUGAACCUGGGGUUGCCGGGGUCUUGAGGCUAGGCGUCGGUCUCUGGGGGAUGUGGAGAGUCGGCAGCAUGUCGGCAGAGCUGGGAGUCGGGUGCGCACUGCGGGCGGUGAACGAGCGCGUGCAGCAGGCGGUGGCGCGGCGGCCGCGGGAUCUCCCAGCCAUCCAGCCCCGGCUAGUGGCUGUCAGCAAAACCAAACCUGUAGACAUGGUGAUCGAGGCCUAUGGUCAUGGGCAGCGCACUUUCGGCGAGAACUAUGUUCAGGAACUGCUAGAAAAAGCAUCAAAUCCUAAAAUUCUGUCUUUGUGUCCUGAGAUCAAGUGGCACUUCAUUGGCCACCUACAGAAACAAAAUGUCAACAAAUUGAUGGCUGUCCCCAAUCUCUUCAUGCUGGAAACAGUGGAUUCUGUGAAGUUGGCAGACAAAGUGAACAGUUCCUGGCAGAAAAAAGGUUCUCCUGAAAGGUUAAAGGUUAUGGUCCAGAUUAACACCAGCGGAGAGGAAAGUAAACAUGGCCUCCCACCUUCAGAAACCGUAGCCAUCGUGGAGCACAUAAACACCAAGUGUCCUAGCCUGGAGUUUGUGGGACUGAUGACCAUAGGAAGCGUUGGACACGAUCUUAGUCAAGGACCAAAUCCAGACUUCCAGCUGUUAUUGUCCCUCCGGGAGGAGCUGUGUAAAAAGCUAAACAUCCCUGCUGACCAGGUUGAGCUGAGCAUGGGCAUGUCCAUGGAUUUCCAGCACGCGAUUGAAGUAGGAUCUACGAAUGUCCGAAUAGGAAGCACCAUUUUUGGAGGACGGGAUUACUCAAAGAAAGCUACACCGGACAGGUGCGCAGCGGACGUUAAGGCCCCGGCGGAGGUGGCCCAGGAGCACUGAGCCAGGGAAUACUGAGAACACUAACUAUGCACCAACCUAGAUUUUCAGUUUGAUAUUCCCUGUGUCUCAGCACAGUCCUGCUCUCCUGUGACCUGCGGAGAGCACUAAUGAUCACAUGUGUUCAUGGAAACCAUCUGUGCUUAGUCCUUGACAUAGGAAGCUCGCUUCAAGCAGCGGCUUUGGAUUCAAUUUAAGAAAUUCAAACAUUUCUGCAGAACAGAUACCAAAUCAAUAGCCAGGAAUCACUUUCAAUAUUGAAUUCUGCGCAGGAGCAGGAACUGGUCCAUGAAUGCCUUUUCCAGGUUAAAAUUUGGUCACUGAUGCCUAUAAUAGUAGAAGUCAGAGGGAUUCCACUCUUUCAUCCCAUUUUCAUAGGAAAUUCCUUAUGGUUAACAACUCCCUGCAAACUCCUACUACAUCGUCUAAAUUUCUGUUCUGUGAUAAGGUGAUUUCUGCCCCCAGAUUAUUCCCUAGCCAGUAGAUAUGGGAAGAUAUUCUCGACUCUGGAAUAGCAGUAUAGGUAACUUCAGGAAAUGGCUCGGGCCAAUUCUCCAAACACAAAUUGUUGCUGGCCAGGCAUGGUGACUCAUGCCUGUAAUCUCAGCAGUUUAAGAGGCGGAGGCAGAAGGAUCACCUGAGCCUAGGAGUUCAAGACCAGCCUGGGCAACAUCAGGAGACCCUGUCUCUACAAAAAAUUUAAAAAUUAACGGGGCAUGGUGGCUGAGGUGGAAGAAUCACUUGAGCCCAGGAGUUUAAGGCUGCAGUGAGCUGUGAUUGCACCACUGUAUUCUAGCCU